CAGCAAAGCAAUGAUUCAUCAUCACGACACAAGCCUUGCUUUCUUCUUCACUUCAAACUUGCCAAUCUCGAAGAUGGCAAUAGAAUUGGCAUCUCCCAAUUGGGUUCCAACCGCAGCCGCAUGUUUGGCAGCCUUGGCCGCCCUCCUCCUCUUCCUCCUCCGCGGUCUCCGCCGCCGUAAAUACAAUCUCCCCCCAGGCCCCAAGCCCUGGCCCAUCAUAGGCAACCUAAACUUAAUCGGCUCCCUCCCACACCAGUCGAUUCACGCGCUGAGUAAAACAUACGGGCCCAUCAUGCACGUGUGGUUCGGGUCGAACCCCGUCGUGGUGGGCUCAUCCGUGGACAUGGCGAAGGCCAUCCUCAAAACCCACGAUGCCACCCUCGCCGGCAGGCCCAAAUUCGCGGCGGGCAAAUACACAACCUACAACUACUCGGACAUCACUUGGUCCCAGUACGGCCCAUACUGGCGCCAGGCCCGUAGAAUGUGCCUGAUGGAAUUAUUCAGUGCUAAACGCUUAGAAGAAUACGAAUACAUUAGAAAACAAGAGCUUCGUGGCCUUCUUAACGAACUCUUCAAUUCCGCAAACAAAACAAUUUUACUAAAAGACCACCUUUCCAACCUUAGCCUCAACGUUAUAAGCCGCAUGGUGUUGGGAAAAAAGUACCUUGAGGAAUCCGAAAACGCCGUCGUUUCGCCCGAUGAUUUCAAGAAGAUGCUUGAUGAGUUGUUUUUGCUUAAUGGGGUGUAUAACAUCGGGGACUUUAUUCCUUGGAUUGAUUUCUUGGACCUGCAGGGUUACAUAAAGAGGAUGAAGGCUUUGAGCAAGAAGUUUGAUAUGUUCAUGGAGCACGUCUUGGAUGAACAUAUUGAGAGGAAGAAAGGGGUUGAGGAUUACGUGGCGAAGGACAUGGUUGAUGUUCUUUUGCAACUUGCCGAGGAUCCUACUCUUGAGGUCAAGCUUGAGAGGCAUGGAGUCAAGGCUUUUACACAGGAUCUAAUAGCAGGUGGGACUGAGAGUUCAGCAGUAACAGUGGAAUGGGCAAUCACAGAGCUAUUGAGAAGGCCAGAGAUUUUCAAGAAGGCAACAGAGGAGCUAGACAGGGUAAUAGGUAGAGAAAGAUGGGUUGAAGAGAAGGACAUUGUAAAUUUGCCUUAUGUGAAUGCCAUUGCAAAGGAAGCAAUGAGGCUGCACCCUGUGGCACCAAUGUUGGUGCCAAGACUAGCCAGAGAGGAUUGCCAAGUUGGAGGGUAUGACAUCCCCAAAGGGACACAAGUGCUUGUGAAUGUGUGGACUAUUGGGAGAGACCCUUCAAUUUGGGACAACCCUACAGAGUUCCAACCAGAGAGGUUUCUUAAUAAGGAGAUUGAUGUUAAAGGGCAUGACUAUGAGCUAUUGCCAUUUGGUGCUGGGAGAAGGAUGUGCCCUGGCUACCCUCUUGGCCUUAAGGUCAUUCAAGCAAGUUUGGCCAAUUUGUUGCAUGGAUUUAACUGGAGACUGCCUGAUAAUGUCAAGAAUGAGGAUUUGAAUAUGGAUGAGAUUUUUGGGCUCUCUACACCUAAGAAAAUACCACUGGAAACUGUUGUUGAGCCUAGGCUUCCACACCAUCUUUAUUCUCUCUGAGCAGUGCCCUUGCACAAAGGGUUUCUCUCUAAUAAGAUUGCUGUAGGAAUAAAAUGGGUCUUGUGUGAGCUUAUGUUUGUCACACUGGAUUGCAAUGAAUUUUUCUUUCUUCUCAUAACAAUGUUAUAAAAAAUAAAAUAAAAAUGAUGUUGUGGUGUUAGAAUAGAGAUUGUGGUAACCAAUGUAAUAGCAAAUGUGUUAGUGAAAGUUUGUAGCCAUUUUCUCUCUCACACAAAUAGGCAUCUCUCUCUCUCUCUCAUCAAGAUAUCCUUUGGGUUACUAAUCACAUGUCUAGGACUAAACACUUAAAGCAUAUUGUUCCUUUUCAAAUAUGUGUUCUGUGAAAAUGAAAUCUAAAUUCUCUCCA
Molecule: messenger RNA, 1988 nt
Organism: Glycine soja
Lineage: Eukaryota; Viridiplantae; Streptophyta; Magnoliopsida; Fabales; Fabaceae
Product: flavonoid 3'-monooxygenase-like
Exons: 2
Coding region: 11-1621 (536 amino acids)
Molecular function (GO): iron ion binding; oxidoreductase activity, acting on paired donors, with incorporation or reduction of molecular oxygen; heme binding
Source: RefSeq, a predicted model, not a curated record